Maudiozyma saulgeensis is the source of this 1716-nucleotide messenger RNA. NCBI's taxonomy places the organism in Eukaryota, Fungi, Ascomycota, Saccharomycetes, Saccharomycetales, Saccharomycetaceae. The record is from the annotation of a GenBank genome assembly.
AUGUCUACUAAGAUUGCACAACCUUAUACUGUGCUUAAAAUAGCUACAGAUGCCGGCCCAUUGGCUCAAAUAUGGCUAGCUGCUAAUAUGUCUAAUAUCCCAAGAGGAUCUGUAUUACAAACAAGUAUAGAAGAAUCUGCCAAAGAGAUUGCCAAAGUCUCUGGGUGUGAACCUGAGAUCGAACAAAAUAACGAAAGUAUUACUUUACAUGCUUCGGGUGAAUUGUUACAAGGUAUCGUCCGUGUUUAUUCCAAACAAGCUGGAUUCUUAUUAUCUGAUAUUAAAGAUACUUUAACCAAAAUUACUGCUUUAUUUAAGGCACAUUCAAGGGUUAAUGUAACCAUCAGUAGAAUUAGCACGAUUGCUAAGGUCAAUCAAUUGGUUCUGGAAAAUACAGUAACUGAAAAGGAAGUUCUCUCAACACCAAGUUUAGAUUUCCUUGAUGAUGAACCUCAAGGAAUGAAACAAUUGCUAAACGGGAAUAAUUCUAUGCUAAGAGGUGUAUAUGGAGCGGCUGCUACAAAUGCCAUCGGUUUCAUAUCAGCAGAUAAUUCAUUAGAAGUUGGGAGGAGAUUUAAUCCUGAUGGAGAAUUUGAACACAAUUCAUCGGCUUUAGCCCUAGAUUUUGAUGUUGAUGAGGGCACGAGGACAAAUAGUGGGUCUCAUAUAGAAAUUGAAGGUAAUGAUAUGGACUUCCCAUUGGAUGAUCCACUUGAUAAUAAUGAUAAUUGGGAUCUUGGUAUUAAUGAAGAACAUGAUGAUUCUAUCGAAGUUGGUAGAAGAGCUGAGGAACCAUUACUAAACGAACAUACCGAAUUUGGGUUUGAUUUAGAUUUAGACAAAAAUGAACCAGCAAUCGAGCCCAUUGAAGAAGAUAUUGAACAUAUAGCUCCUCCAAAAAUAUCAUCAAGAAGAAUAAAAGAUCCUUCAUUAAAAAAUACAAUGAACAUUAUUGUCGAUGAUAGUUCAGAAUUAUCUAGAAACAGUUUAACUGAGUACACUACCAAUGGGGCGAUAAAUAAUGUUACGAAUAGGAUUCAAAAUAAAAAUAUGUCUCAGAAAAGACUAUCUCACGAAAUUUUGACAGAUCUGGGUUAUCUACACCAAUCGGUUAUUUCCAAUUUACUUCCUUACCAUGUCUUAAAGAAACAGAAGAUAGACAAACCAGUACAAACUACCGAAAAACCUGAGGCUUUUGAAAAUUCUCCUCCACCAGCAUUAGACAUUUCUUUAGAAUUAGACAACACUAACUAUAUCAAUGAUAUUGACAGUAUACAACAUGAUUUUGAAGACAUAGCCAUUAACGACAAUACGGAUAUUGGUAAUGAACAUGAUAUUAGAAGUUCGAGAAUCAACACUCAGGGUACUGUUUUGGAUGAUUCAUUGAAUCAAGAUUUGGGAGAAAUAUCUACCAAUUCGAUCGUUGAAGAAGAUAAUGUGAAAUUGAAAAAUGGUGAGGUUGCUUCAAAGGAAACCAUUGAAAUGGCAGAAAAAUUGAGAGAAUAUUCUGAUGGUUCUAAUAUUGUCUACUCUGAUAUUCUUUCGCAUACCUCGAAAGUUCCUAAUCAACCAACUAAGGCAGACGCUAGUAGAUGUUUCUUUGAUAUGCUAACGUUAGCAACAUCAGGAUGUAUUAAUUUGGAACAAUCGUCUACUUUCGAGGAUAUCUCAAUUUCAACUUUGAAUCCUCUUUAUGAAAAGUUUAUCCCUGUAUGA